Lactuca saligna is the source of this 1524-nucleotide messenger RNA. Lineage: Eukaryota; Viridiplantae; Streptophyta; Magnoliopsida; Asterales; Asteraceae. The record is from the annotation of a GenBank genome assembly.
AUGCGUCGCCUACUUCAAGAAGAAACACUUCAGGAAGACAACUUAUCCAUGAAGCAUCACACAUGGGGCGUAUUCUAUAUCAUCGGAGGCUUAGUCUUGUGCCUAGUUUUGCUGAUUAUUAUUUUUGCCUUUCGGAAAUCAAUCCGAACAACACAACUAGGAAAGUGUGUAAAACGUGAAGACAGCUGUAAAGCUGCGAAAGACUACUUUAGUGGGAAACUUCAAACAAUAAGCUAUUUCAGCUUUCGAACAUUAAAGGAAGCAUCUAAGAAUUUUGACGAGUGUAAUCUUCUUGGAGAAGGUGGAUUUGGACCUGUGUAUCUGGGUAAGUUACAAGAUGGAAGAUUGGUCGCUAUAAAGAAACUAUCUCUUGAAAAAUCACAACAAGGAGAAGAAGAGUUUCUUGCAGAAGUGAGAAUGAUCACAAGCAUACAACACAAGAACCUUUUACGCCUUCUUGGUUGUUGCUCUGAAGGACCUCAAAGAGUACUUGUAUAUGAAUACAUGAAGAACAGGAGUUUAGACCUCAUUAUUUAUGGAAAAAGCAACCAAUACUUGAAUUGGAACAUGAGAUUCCAAAUUAUAUUGGGAAUUGCUAGGGGAUUACAAUAUCUACAUGAAGAGUCACACCUCAGAAUUGUUCAUAGAGAUAUUAAAGCAAGUAACAUUCUCCUUGAUGGAAAUUUUCAUCCAAGAAUUGGAGAUUUUGGUCUUGCUAGAUUCUUCCCUGAAAACCAAGCUUAUCUCAGUGCCACAUUAGCUGGAACAUUAGGUUAUACAGCCCCAGAAUAUGCAAUCAGAGGGGAGUUAUCUGAAAAGGCUGACAUUUAUAGUUUUGGAGUUUUGGUUCUUGAGAUUAUUAGUUGCAGGAAAAAUACCGAUCUUACACUGCCAUCAGAAAUGCAAUAUCUCCCGGAAUAUGCAUGGAAGCUAUACGAGAGGUCAAAACUGAUUGAUCUCAUAGAUUCAAGAAUGCAAAAAGAUGGUUUUUCAGUAAAAGAUGUUAUGAAAACAAUUCAUAUGGCAUUAUUAUGUCUUCAAUCUCAUCCAAACAUAAGACCAGCAAUGUCGGAGAUUGUGGCAAUGUUGACUUGGAAGGUCGAAAUGGUAAAAUCACCAUUAAAACCGACCUUCUUGCACCAUAGACAACAACCAAAGGGCGAAGUUUCUCGGGAAACUAUCUCGGAUAGUUUUCCUUCUACUCUUGAAACUGAAUCACCUUCAUUGACUCAACCUCCAAACUCUAGAGAUUUUGAUGUUGAUGAAAAUAUAGUUUAAGAAAUGGUGGUUUAUGAUGACAAUUUUGUUUAUGUUUGUUUGAUUUGUAAAUGUGAUUCAAACUCAAAACUUGUAGUUAUUUUAAAUAAUUUCUAGCUAAGGUUUGACCAUUUUUUUUGUCCUUUUAUACCUAUUUGUUCUUCUUGUGUGCAUUGAUUGUAAAGCUUGUAAAAGAAUAGCAAUGUUUAGUGGAAAGGGUAGAAGAAGAAUGCUAUAUUUGUGUAUAUAGCUUUUAGCAAACACAGC